GAGAACUCCCGCAGUUUGCCGACGCUAUACCAAACAUUACCGCGGCUGUGGGACGUGAGGCUCGUCUGGAGUGUACUGUGGAGAACUUGGGAAAUUACAAGGUGGCGUGGAUUAAACUGAAUACCCAGACUUUGCUAACCAUCGACACAAAGGUCAUAACUCGGGAUAACCGGAUCCGCUCGACUAACAACAACUUCCGCCAGUGGUACUUGCACAUCCGGGACGUCAAGGAGGAUGACAGAGGCUAUUACAUGUGUCAAAUCAACACAGAACCAAUGAUCAACAUGAGAGGUUUUUUGGACGUACUCUUACCUCCAACAAUUCUAGAAAAUGGAACAAGUUCGGAUGUGAUGGUCAACGAAAGGUCAUCCGUCAGUCUGCACUGCACAACCACUGGUUAUCCCAAACCUAAAAUAUUUUGGCGGCGGGAAGACGGAAAGGACAUCAACCUCGGAUCGUUUGGUACAAAAUCUUACUCAGCUGCUAGGGUCGAGGGAAACUACUUGAACCUGACUCAUAUUACGAGGACGCACAUGGGGGCUUAUUUGUGUAUUGCUUCCAAUGGAAUCCCCCCUUCGGUCAGCAAGCGCAUCAUGUUGGAGGUUAACUUUCCUCCUAAAAUACGAGUACCCAAUCAGGUCAUCGGAGCUGCUCCAGGCAGUGACGUAAUAUUGGAAUGUAAAGUUCAGGCUUGGCCGCGGCCUAUGACUUCCUGGGUGAGAAAUGAAGAUACCCUCCUUCUUGCAAACUCUAAAUACCAACUAACAGAGGCGUACGAUUCCUACAACAUCGACAUGAAACUAAAAAUCAAUAAUCUUCAAAAAGAAGAUUUUAGUGCCUAUAAAUGUGGGGCUAAAAACGCAUUAGGGGACAAGGAAGGAUUUAUCCGUCUUCACGCAAUGGCUACCAAACAGACUCAGAAGAAGGAGAGAGAUGACUAUAUACACAAUGUAUCAAAGUCAAAAGAUCUGCACGAACUUACAAACAGCACUUCUUCCGAGAGUAAAAAUCUUAAUGUACCAACCACUAACUCUUUAACUGAUCAGUCUCGGCUAUCGCCAACAGUCAAGGAAUCGAAAGGAAACCUACCCAAAUCUGAAGGAUUGGACAAGAUGAACAAAAACAGUAAACCUCGUCAGCGAUCGGACGUGAAUUUUAACACCACAAACACAUGCGGUGGUAUCUUUCCCGAUACUAAGAACGUUUAUGCUUUGGUUUGGUUGGCUGUCUAUAGUUGGACUAGUCAGCUUUGAAGAACGUGAUUUGCUUGACAUGAGACUUCAUACUUCCAGCUGUGCCAUCAAACUUUUGUUAUCCAUAAGGAAGACAAAAAUCUUGUUUCUCAAUAUUCAAUGAUGUUGUCAAAGGAUAUAAGUAAUACCAUUACCAUAAAAGAUACGACCAAAGUACGGUAUCUUAAUCUUUUCCACUACAAAUACGGCAUUAGACUUUGUUCCACUACAAAUACGGCUUUAUUAUUGAAGGCUCAGCAUGUUGAACGACAGGAUAUUACGAGCUUGUUCCGAUGGGCCUUACCUGGUUUUGAUAAACUGUAAAAGGAGAAUUGUGAAUUUCAAUGUUCAUUAAGUACGUUUUUUUUCCGUUCAUAUUCUGUUCUGUAAUUAUACAUUUUGUCUGUCAGUAUUUUAAAAAGCUGGUGUAAGUGUGAUUACUUCCAGGUUUAUGGGGGUGAGAUCCCCAUGGAAGACGGGAAAGAAAUGACUGUUCAAUAGAUUAAUUAAAGCUACCAUGUAUACAGUACCUUCGAAUUAAUAGCUCAAUGUUGGUAACAAGACAUGUGCUCUUGGAUUGCUCACAAAAGCUCUAUACUUAUUUUUGGAUAUAGUGUAAAAAAAAAAAAAGGUUAUUGUAUGGUAGUGAUAGAAACCAUGGACAUUUUCUAAGUCUUGGUCAUGCUUUAAUGUUUAUAAUUUAAUUAUCUAUGUAUUAUUUAUUUUCAAAUCUUAACUAAAUUUACAUUGCCGUCUUCAUUUGGUAAGUAUUUAUUCUA
Limulus polyphemus (Atlantic horseshoe crab) is the source of this 2011-nucleotide messenger RNA. Its product is annotated as lachesin-like. The transcript has 9 exons. The record is from RefSeq and is a predicted model, not a curated record. Lineage: Eukaryota; Metazoa; Arthropoda; Merostomata; Xiphosura; Limulidae. The annotation marks the transcript as partial. Gene Ontology annotation, cellular component: neuron projection.